GUCGCUGCGCUCAGGAGGAUGAAGUUUUCCGCGGCGGCGCUGAUGUGGUUCAUGUGGUUCCUCCUGAUUCUCAGGACUGAUGCUCAGGCCCAGGAGGACUUUGUCUCCUUGGCUGAGCUGGAGGAUUCUCUGCUGAGGAAUCUUUUCAGAGGUUACCAGAAGUGGGUGCGACCUGUCCAACAUGCCAACGACACUAUCACUGUACGCUUUGGACUCAAGAUCUCUCAGCUGGUGGAUGUGGAUGAAAAGAACCAACUGAUGACCACAAAUGUCUGGUUGUUUCAGGAGUGGACUGAUGUGAAGCUGAAGUGGAAUCCAGAAGACUAUGGAGGCAUUACUUCCAUUAGAGUGCCUUCAGAGACUAUAUGGCUGCCUGACAUCGUCCUGUAUGAAAAUGCUGAUGGUCGAUUUGAGGGUUCUUUGAUGACUAAAGCUAUUGUGCGAUGGGAUGGGACCAUAAUUUGGACCCCACCUGCCAGCUACAAAUCCUCCUGCACCAUGGAUGUCACUUUCUUCCCCUUUGACCGACAGAACUGCUCCAUGAAGUUUGGCUCCUGGACAUAUGAUGGAAACAUGGUAGAUCUGGUCCUGGUGGAUCAUUAUGUGGACCGUAAAGACUUCUUUGACAAUGGAGAAUGGGAGAUCCUCAAUGCUACAGGAGUAAAAGGGAGCAGAAGGGAUGGGGUUUACUGGUACCCAUUUGUUACAUACUCCUUCAUCCUGAAGAGGUUGCCGCUGUUCUACACCCUCUUCCUCAUCAUUCCCUGCUUGGGUCUGUCCUUUCUUACUGUGCUGGUCUUUUAUUUGCCAUCAGACGAAGGGGAGAAACUGUCACUUUCCACAUCUGUGUUGGUGUCGCUUACUGUAUUCCUCCUUGUCAUAGAAGAAAUCAUCCCUUCAUCCUCCAAGGUGAUUCCCCUGAUUGGAGAAUACCUGCUCUUCAUCAUGAUUUUUGUCACCUUCUCCAUCAUCGUCACCGUCUUUGUCAUCAACGUCCACCACCGCUCCUCUGCGACCUACCACCCAAUGGCCCCCUGGGUAAAAAGCCUCUUCCUUCAGAGACUGCCCAGAUUGCUAUGUAUGAGGGGCCACACUGACAGAUACCACUACCCAGAGAUCCACAGUCCAGACCUGAAGCCCCGCAGAGGUGUGGGAAGGAGAGGUGCUCCUGGGCAUGGCGGUGGCCAGCAGAGAGGUUCCAUCAGCGUGAAGGAGGAGGACAACCAGGCCUGGCUGGCCAUGCUGGAGAACGCCACAACUUCAGUUCGAUACAUCAGCCGCCACAUCAGAAAGGAACACUUCAUACGAGAGGUGGUUCAGGACUGGAAGUUUGUGGCCCAGGUGCUGGACAGAAUUUUCCUCUGGGCCUUCCUCACUGUGUCUAUAUUGGGGACUGUCCUCAUCUUCACUCCUGCUCUGCAGAUGUACCUCAGCAUGCCGUCAUAGACACACAGACCGGGGUCCCAC
Molecule: messenger RNA, 1467 nt
Organism: Thalassophryne amazonica
Lineage: Eukaryota; Metazoa; Chordata; Actinopteri; Batrachoidiformes; Batrachoididae
Gene: chrnb3a
Product: cholinergic receptor nicotinic beta 3 subunit a
Exons: 10
Coding region: 19-1446 (475 amino acids)
Biological process (GO): chemical synaptic transmission; monoatomic ion transmembrane transport; regulation of membrane potential
Cellular component (GO): postsynaptic membrane; neuron projection; synapse
Molecular function (GO): transmembrane signaling receptor activity; acetylcholine-gated monoatomic cation-selective channel activity
Source: RefSeq, a predicted model, not a curated record